This is a messenger RNA of Impatiens glandulifera, 1273 nucleotides long. RefSeq lists its product as uncharacterized. The record is from RefSeq and is a predicted model, not a curated record. NCBI's taxonomy places the organism in Eukaryota, Viridiplantae, Streptophyta, Magnoliopsida, Ericales, Balsaminaceae. Bases 148 to 1131 code for a protein of 327 amino acids. The transcript has 2 exons.
AUUCAUUCAAUAUCUUCUUUUUCUCUCUCACACACAAACACACAUACAAAACCAGAGACCAGUCUUGCCCAUUAAGCCAAACCCAAAUUGCAGUCCUUUUGCAUUGUAAAGCUUGAAUCUUUCUCUCUGUAUUUUAAACACACAGCUAUGGUCGCAAUCGCAAUCGCAAACGCCAUCACACUCAUCACUCUAUUCUCACUAUUAACAACCCAAUCGGCAUUAACCCAUCAAACCCAAGUCCAAUCUCUACUGAUUUCAUCUCCUCCGGCGACAAUUCCAGCUUUUCCAGAACAAUCCGACGCAUCCGGCUGCCGUCUUGAUCUUCCCGGCGAGUUAUUCCGUGGAGUGAAAUCAGCUUGUAGUGUUGGAAAAGGAAAAACAGAAUCCGACCGGUCGAGUUUAUCUCGACGGGUACGAUGUUGUCCGGUUCUUGCUGCUUGGGUUUACGCUGCUUAUUCAGAAACUGCAUUGGGUAGGGCGGGAAGAGCUCCUCAGACGGCGGCGUUUGAUCUUCCUAUGUUGCCGGAUGAUUCUGAGACUUGUUUGGAUGGACUUCAGAAUGCUUUGAAUAAUAGAGGUAUUGAUUUGGUUAAACCAAAUGAGACUUGCGAUUUGGUUUAUUGUUUUUGUGGAAUUAGAUUGCAUCCUUUUAGCUGCCCGGAAGUAUUUAGGGUUUCGGAGAAUGGGAAAUUGGUUGGAGAUGAAAGAGUUGUGAAAUUGGAGAAGGAUUGUUUGGGGAAUUUGGGUCUUGCUGGAUGUUCAAAAUGCUUGCAGACUCUUCAUCUGUUUAACGAGAAGAAGAGCAAGAACAUGAGUAGUAUCGAGGAUCGAUCAAGCAAAAUGCACACAAAGGAUUGUAAACUAAUGGGUCUAACUUGGCUUCUAGCCAAGGACAGACCCGCAUACAUCCAUACAGUUUCAGCAGUCCUCAGAGCCAUGAUGAUGAGCACCAAUGGCUCGGAUCCUCGCACAUGUAGUGUAAGCAGUUACGGAAUGCCUCUGGCCGUUGAUUCAUCAGAAAUCAGCGGUCAGCCUUCCGUAACAGCUUAUUCUUCACUUGCACUAAUCUAUGCCUUAUCAAUAUCUUUCCUAUAUAUACUACUUGUUAAUAAUAGGUAUAUGAUCUCAUGAGAGAUCUCUACCACAUUCUCUUGUUAAAACAUUGUAGUUUAUUAAGUAUUUUUUUUGGUUUUUCAAAUUUAUUAUUUUCAGUGCCACUGACAUAUCCACCCCCUUUGUAUGAUCUAAUUUUUAUGUAUAAUUGAUUGUUUUA